ACGCGUGAAAGUGACGCAAAACGCAGAAAUAAGUUCAAUAAGAUCGGUCCAAACGGACCCUCUGUCUCACACAUUCACCUACAGACACUGAUGCUUAAAUGGUGCUUCGUCCAGAACUUCUUCUCAACUAGGUGUGUGGUAGAGAAAUGGCGAGUGUGAAGGAGGUGAUGGUGGCGGUACCGUACAGAAUAAUAUUGGAGGAAGAGGAAACUGGGAACCCAACCGACGCGGUGUUAUUCGUUGGGAUCAGUUUGGUGCUCGGAAUCGCUUGCAGGCAUUUACUGCGUGGGACUAGGGUUCCCUACACUGCCGCCUUGCUCAUCCUCGGCAUUGCUCUCGGUUCCAUCGAAUAUGGGACGCACCAUCGACUCGGAAAGAUUGGGGAUGGCAUUCGAAUUUGGGCAAAUAUUGAUCCUAACCUUCUAUUGGCGGUUUUUCUUCCUGCACUUCUUUUUGAGAGUUCAUUUUCAAUGGAGGUGCACCAAAUAAAGAGAUGCAUAGUACAAAUGAUUUUACUUGCUGGUCCUGGUGUUCUGAUUUCGACCUUCUUUCUUGGAGUUGCUUUAAAGUUCACUUUCCCGUAUGACUGGAGUUGGAAAACAUCAUUGUUGCUUGGGGGACUUCUGAGUGCUACAGAUCCCGUGGCUGUUGUUGCUCUGUUGAAAGAGCUUGGUGCGAGUAAAAAACUAAGUACUAUAAUUGAAGGGGAGUCCUUGAUGAAUGAUGGGACAGCAAUAGUGGUUUAUCAGUUAUUCUAUCAAAUGGUCCUUGGACAGAGCUAUAGCUGGGCUGCCAUCAUCAAAUUUCUCACGCAAGUCUCACUUGGGGCUGUAGGCAUUGGUCUUGCUUUUGGAAUAGUCUCUGUUUUGUGGCUUGGGUUUAUUUUUAAUGACACGGUGAUAGAGAUCACACUGACACUUGCUGUGAGCUACAUUGCUUACUUCACUGCUCAAGAGGGGGUUGAUGUCUCUGGUGUUUUGACAGUGAUGACUCUAGGAAUGUUUUAUGCUGCGGUUGCGAAGACUGCUUUUAAGGGUGAUGGUCAACAAAGCUUACAUCAUUUUUGGGAAAUGGUCGCUUAUAUUGCUAAUACGUUAAUUUUCAUCUUGAGCGGUGUUGUUAUAGCUGAAGGCAUUCUCAGUGGUGACAAUAUUUUUGAAAAUGGAUAUUCAUGGGCAUAUCUUAUUCUCCUCUAUGUUUAUGUGCAAGUUUCCCGGUUCAUCGUUGUUGGAGUUUUGUAUCCCUUUCUAAAGUAUUUUGGUUAUGGUUUGGAUUGGAAAGAAGCUACUAUUCUCAUAUGGUCAGGCUUGCGAGGGGCUGUUGCAUUGGCACUUUCCCUUUCAGUUAAGCAAUCUAGUGACAGCUUGCCCGAAAUCAGUCCCAAAACUGGAACUCUGUUUGUUUUCUUCACUGGUGGAAUUGUAUUCUUGACGCUUAUUGUGAAUGGUUCAACAACACAGUUCAUUUUACAUCUUUUGAAUAUGGAUAAGCUAUCAACUGCAAAGAGGCGCGUACUGGACUACACAAAGCAUGAAAUGUUGAUCAAAGCAUUAGAGGCUUUUGGUGAUCUUGGAGAUGAUGAGGAACUUGGGCCUGUUGACUGGCCUACUGUGAAAAGAUAUAUCACAUGCUUAAAUAAUUUGGAAGGGGAACGUGUGCACCCUCAUAGUACACCUGAAGAUAAUAAUAAUUUGGAUGUGAUGAAUUUGGAAGAUAUACGCAUACGCCUUCUGAAUGGUGUCCAAGCUGCGUACUGGGGAAUGCUUGAUGAAGGUAGGAUUACACAAAAUACUGCAAAUAUAUUGAUGCAAUCAGUGGAUGAAGCACUUGACUUGGUUUCAGAUGAGCCUUUAUGUGAUUGGAAAGGUUUAAAGGCUAAUGUUCAUUUCCCAAGCUAUUACAAGUUGCUUCAAACGAGAAUUAUCCCACAAAAGUUGGUUGUGUAUUUCACUGUGGAAAGGUUGGAAUUCCAAUGUUACAUUUGUGCUGCAUUUCUUCGUGCCCAUAGAAUCGCACGACGGCAACUGCAUGACUUUAUAGGUGACAGUGAUAUUGCUUCUACUGUUGUCAAUGAAAGUGAGGUAGAAGGAGAAGAAGCAAAAAUGUUUUUGGAAGAGGUUCGUGUAACUUUUCCGCAGGUUUUACGGGUUGUGAAGACAAGACAAGUAACAUAUUCAGUGUUGAACCAUUUAAUUGAUUAUGUCCAAAAUCUUGAGAAGAUCGGCUUGUUGGAAGAAAAAGAGAUGCUACAUCUUCAUGAUGCUGUCCAGACUGACUUGAAAAAGCUUUUAAGGAACCCUCCUUUAGUUAAGAUCCCAAAAAUAAGUGAUUUGCUCAGUUUCCAUCCUUUAUUUGGGGCCAUUCCUCGUUCGAUCUGUGCGCCACUUGAAGGGUCUACCAAGGAAACAAUGAAGCUGCGUGGUGUGACACUUUACAAGGAAGGCUCCAAGCCAAAUGGUAUUUGGCUCAUUUCCAAUGGGGUGAUCAAGUGGACAAGUAAGAGCAUAAAAAACAAGCAUUCGCUGCAUCCAACUUUUACACAUGGGAGUACUCUGGGCCUAUACGAAGUGCUAAGUGGAAAGCCUAACAUUUGUGACAUGAUCACAGAUUCUGUGGUCCUCUGUUUUUUCAUUGAAAGUGAGAAAAUACUUUCAGUUCUCAGUUCAGAUUCCUCCGUAGAAGACUUUCUGUGGCAGGAAAGUGCUAUUGUUCUUGUUAAAAUGUUGCUUCCCCAGAUAUUUGAGAAAAUGGAAAUGCAAGAUUUAAGGGCUCUUAUUGCAGAAAGAUCAAUAAUGAAGCCAUACCUUAGGGGAGAAACUAUAGACAUUCCUCACCAUUCCAUUGGCUUUUUAUUAGAAGGAUUUAUCAAAACCCAAGGUGUUGAAGAACUGAUUACAUCACCUGCAGCUCUGUUGCCUGCGCAUGGGAGUCUAAGCUUCCAAAAUCUGGAAACAUCAGGAGCCAGUUUUUCUCAUCAAGGAUCCUCAUAUCAAGUUGAAACAAGAGCAAGAGUAAUCAUUUUUGACAUGUCUGCAUUGGAAGCUGACAAUGCUUUCCAACAAAGAUCAUCCUCGGUACCCCAUUCAGCUGAUCAUUCUCAUAGAACCCUUAGUAGAGAACUUGGACUGAUGAGUUGGCCAGAAAACUUGAACAAGCGAAUGCGACAUAAGCAGAACCCUGAUGGGAUUGACAGACAAGCUAACAGCUUGUCUUCGAAGGCAAUGCAGCUAAGCAUCUUUGGCAGCAUGGUGGAUAUCCGAGGGCGUACUCGAAGUCUUCCAAGAAGUAGUCUCAUGAAUCCAUCGCAUAUCCAGUCAUCUCCAACAGUUACUUCAUAUCACGGCCAGCACCUUGUUUCUGUCCAAUCAGAAGGAUCUGCUACUAUGAGGAAGAACCUUGAAGUGAGAAAGACCACAGGAAAUAUUACGCCAACCCUGCUUCAAAUUAAUUACCCAAGAGAGAGUCGUGUUGUGGAUGACCCAAGUGAUGAAUCCGGAGCUGAGGAUGAGAUUAUAGUUAGAAUUGAUUCACCAAGUAGGCUUUCGUUUCGCCAGAGUUCUUGAAAGCCUACAUUUAAAAAUUAUAUAAAAAAUAAAAGGUUGUAUUUCAUUUGUUGUAGCAGUUGCGGUUGCCUGUUGCUUGUCAGAGCUUUGUAUUUUAAUAAGCGCACAUGUAAUAUAUAUAAUCUAGCCUAAAGGCCUUCUAUGUGAUGAAACUGAUGACAUGAUCUGUAUUAUAAUAGCUGAAUUAAAUUUUAAUUAAUCCACUUGUGUGAGUGGUUGUUUUUUU
Quercus robur (English oak) is the source of this 3789-nucleotide messenger RNA. Its product is annotated as sodium/hydrogen exchanger 7-like. Gene Ontology annotation, cellular component: chloroplast envelope; membrane. The transcript is spliced from 23 exons. Gene Ontology annotation, molecular function: sodium:proton antiporter activity. Gene Ontology annotation, biological process: proton transmembrane transport. Lineage: Eukaryota; Viridiplantae; Streptophyta; Magnoliopsida; Fagales; Fagaceae. The coding region runs from base 147 to 3563 and encodes 1138 amino acids. The record is from RefSeq and is a predicted model, not a curated record.